UCAUGUGAUUAGUAAGAAAUUAACUUCUGCAGAUUCUAACCUAUAAAUGUGCGUCCUUUGCCUGUCACUGGUGGGGGUCAUUUUAUUCCUGGUGUUCUUCAUCGCCCCACACAUGUUCCGAUGGUUCCCAGGCCUUAUCAGAGGAUUUAUAUUUGUUCCAAAUGAGGAAUUACCUGUAAAUGUAAACUACAAAGAUCCUGGAGCUUCUGGGUUUCCAGGGAGAAAUUUUUACCUCACAACCGAAGACGGAGUAGUGCUUGGUGUGUGGCAUACGUUACCAUCAAAUCUGGAAUUAGAGGGUUUGGAGUUGAAUGGGACAGACCCAGGACAACACCACAGUGUCCCAGAAGUACGAUGAGGUGUUGGCCAACGCCACAGUGUUCCUGUACCUCCACGGCAGCGCAGGCACCCGUACUUCCUCACACCGGCUCAGACUGUACCGUCUGGUCAACCAGCUGGGUUACCAUCUUGUUACCUUUGACUACAGAGGAUAUGGUGACUCUACUGGGCAGCCCCUGACUGAGUCGGAUCUCGUUAGAGACGCCAUUACCGUGUUCACUUGGCUAAGAGACAGAGUUGUCACUGGGAACAUCUUCGUCUGGGGCCACUCUCUCGGGACCGGGGUUGGUGCUCAUUUGGCGAAAGAAAUUCAAAGUAGAAGUGAAAAGAUCAAAGGACUCGUCUUAGAGGCUCCUUUUAACAACAUGAAAGAUGAAUUCAGAGCAAACCCCAUGGCUGAAACAAUUUCAUCACUGCCGAUGUUUGAAGAUUUUUUCAUAAAACCACUGGAAGAGAACGAUUUGGCAUUUGAAAGUGACAAACACUUGAUGAAUACAUCUGUGCCGAUCCUGAUUCUGCAUGCCAAAGAUGAUAAAAUAAUUCCCUACAGUCUUGCUGAAAAGUUGUACCAGACUGUGAUCACAUCAAGGAAAGACCCAGAAACUGUGAAGCUGAUCGGUUACGACAGCAGACUCGGUUACGGUCACUACAACAUAACACUGGAUCCCGACCUCAACACUACGAUCAGUCUCUUUGUUGAGAAGUCCACAACGUGAUCACAUUCUUCAAGUGGAUGUGAUUCUUUCUUACUAAUUAAGAUAUUUUAACGAAACAAUUAGUGUUAUUUUUGUUAUAAAUCUUUGUUGUUCAUGUUUGUACAAUUAAUUAUACAAGUGUGAUAUUUUAAA
This is a messenger RNA of Homalodisca vitripennis (glassy-winged sharpshooter), 1187 nucleotides long. Its product is annotated as lysophosphatidylserine lipase ABHD12-like. Lineage: Eukaryota; Metazoa; Arthropoda; Insecta; Hemiptera; Cicadellidae. Gene Ontology annotation, cellular component: endoplasmic reticulum membrane. The record is from RefSeq and is a predicted model, not a curated record. Gene Ontology annotation, biological process: monoacylglycerol catabolic process; phosphatidylserine catabolic process. Gene Ontology annotation, molecular function: monoacylglycerol lipase activity; phosphatidylcholine lysophospholipase A1 activity.